Messenger RNA from Pomacea canaliculata, 1781 nucleotides. RefSeq names its product vesicle transport protein GOT1B-like. The transcript has 6 exons. Gene Ontology annotation, cellular component: membrane; endoplasmic reticulum. Gene Ontology annotation, biological process: endoplasmic reticulum to Golgi vesicle-mediated transport; retrograde transport, endosome to Golgi. Bases 141 to 563 code for a protein of 140 amino acids. The record is from RefSeq and is a predicted model, not a curated record. Lineage: Eukaryota; Metazoa; Mollusca; Gastropoda; Architaenioglossa; Ampullariidae.
UUCUGUCUGCCUUCAAAUCGCUCAGGCCGAGUUUCCGGCCAUGUAACUAGCCAACGUGUGUUGGCAUCAACGGAAUAAUGGUUUUUGUGUAACUCCUUGCCAGCUUUACGUAAUACUGGUCGACAAGAAGAAUAACCAAGAUGAUGCAAAUUACAGAUUUUCAGAAAAUAGGGGUGGGCUUGGCUGGAUUUGGAAUAGCAUUCUUGUUCAUGGGAAUGCUUAUGUUCUUUGACAAAGGUCUUCUUGCUAUAGGCAAUAUCCUGUUCAUCUGUGGUCUUGCUUUCGUAAUUGGCUUGGAAAGGACAUUCAGAUUUUUCUUCCAGAAGCACAAAGCAAAAGCAACAGGUUUUUUUGCAGGGGGCAUUUUAAUAGUUCUACUAGGUUGGCCUGUUAUUGGCAUGUGUGUAGAAAUGUAUGGCUUCUUUCUUCUGUUCAGUGGUUUCUUUCCUGUGGCUGUAAACUUCUUGAGGCGAGUUCCAGUCUUAGGUACAUUAUUAAACCUCCCUGGCAUUCGAAUGCUGGCAGACAAAGUAGGAGAAUCCAAUUCAAUGGGCAGAGUGUGAGAACGUGAGAUCCUCUUCACUGGUCAUCUUUUUUUUCUUUUUUUUUUUUUAAAUUGCCCUACUCUUAAUCUGGUUCUUCUCAGUUCCCUUUGGUAGGGUGUCCUUCUAGUCUAUGAUGCAUGUGUUAACUACUGCAUCUUUCAUGAUCUAUUCACAUUUGCAAUGUUCUCAGCUUUAUUGUUUACUAAUGAGUAACCAAGGCAAUGUUAUAAUUUUUUUUUAUUGGUUUCAUAACCAUCUCGAUUUCAUUACUUUGACUGUACAUGAUGACCAAAAUUCUUGAUGAAAUAAUGUACAAUCAAUGUGGAAUACCAUGCUUAUCAGUUUUGGCAAUAUAGCUUUGAAAUGGUUCUUUGUAUCAUAAAAAUUAAUGUUAUAAAACUAGAGAGAAAAAGAAAGCUAGUAUAUAUAGUAUCUAAGCAGACUUGCUAUGUAUUGGAGGGGGUUUUGUUUUGGUAACAUUCUAAAAUCUAAAUGAAAAAAUGUGUUUGCAACAGUUGUAGGAAAUUGAAACAGUCCUUUCACUAUUGAAGGAAAUGUAUGUAUGGGGUCAAUGUCUGCAUUUUCUUUGAUUAGAUAAAUGGUGCUAUUAGUGUAACAAGUUCAGCAGUUCUCAUUCUCUGCUGUGCAUUUUAAAUAUUAAAUGUUUCUAUAUCUCUGGGCUUUUUGCUUUCAUUUUCUUCAUUGCUGUUUACCAACAGUCAGUCUAAAGUACACACUUGUCACCAAGCCAGUGAAGGUUGUGGGUUCAGAUCUCACCUUCAGUAUAUUUAAUUUCUGUCUGGAUGUGCCAUCUACAAGACUUAAGUAGCUUGCCAUGACAUAUCUCAGUAGCUGAUUUUUAAAACACCAAAAAAAAAAACCAGCUUAUCAAACCAUUUACUGGCUUUUCUUCUGGCAUAAGAAAAGACCACAACAAAGUAGCUGAAAAAUUUAACUGGCAUUGUCAUAAAUCUGCAGUUAGAAAGAAGUAUGAAUUUCAAAAAUUUAUCGGUAUUACUCAUAAAAAAGAAAUGUGUUCACAUUUAUGAAAGUUGUUUCUUAAAGAUUGAUCAUUAAUAUGAAGCAUUUGUUCGAAAGAUAAAUUAGCUAUGGCUUUACAUUUUAAAAGAUUGUGAAAUGGUAGUUUUCACUAUCAACAACAUCCAAUAAUAAUUGAAGUCAAUUGUGAUGGCCGAUAUUGUGGAAUGGAUUAUUAAAUAUGUACAUGUAUCAAAA